UCAGUAACAUAUCUUGUCAUUUGUCAAUGUCAAAAAUCUUGUAAAGUAAAUAUCGAAAUCAAAGGCAUUUGCAGAAUAAAUCUGUAGGAAAUUAGAGUUUUCUCUAAUUAAUCAUAGGAUAAUGGGGUUACUAAAAAAGACGACAGGCCUUGUGGGCAUGGCUGUGGCGCCUAACCCUCAUCAUACUUUAGGAUCACUUUAUGGCAAAAUUCUCAGAACAUUGCAAAAGAUGCCAGAGUCAUCAGUAUAUAGAAAAUAUACUGAACAGAUUGUUAAAGAAAGAGCAGCUGUUUUAAAACAGACAAAAGACACAUAUGAAAUUGAAACUAAAAUAAACUGCGGUCAAGCUGAGGAGCUUAUUAUUCAAGCUGAAAAUGAGUUAAAUCUGGCACGUAAAAUGUUAGUCUGGAAACCAUGGGAGCCAUUAGUUGCCAAGCCUCCAAAGACACAAUGGGAUUGGCCUCCAACCAAAGCUUAAACUCAUUGCACAUUGAUAAGAGAAUGAAUUUAACAACUGUUUCCAUCGUUAUUUGUAGAAUGCAAUUAUAGUUUUAAUUUGUUUGAAAUAAAGAGACACCAGUAUAAAUUAAAUAACAUUUUUAUUCUGAACAACCUAUUGAAACAAGGGUUCCCUUACUAUGAAUAUUUCAUAGCAUUGAAUGUUCAUGUCAAAUGUAUUUUCCAUUACAAAUCUGUAAUACUGUUAAAGUAAAGUGUUGAAAACAUGAAAGAGUUACAUUAUUAAUUAAUCUUAUGUGGCAGCAAAUUUGUUAUAUUUACAAGAGAUUUUUUUUAAUAAU
This is a messenger RNA of Vanessa atalanta (red admiral), 800 nucleotides long. RefSeq names its product NADH dehydrogenase [ubiquinone] 1 alpha subcomplex subunit 5 (gene ND-13B). Gene Ontology annotation, biological process: respiratory electron transport chain. The transcript has 3 exons. NCBI's taxonomy places the organism in Eukaryota, Metazoa, Arthropoda, Insecta, Lepidoptera, Nymphalidae. The record is from RefSeq and is a predicted model, not a curated record. Bases 122 to 478 code for a protein of 118 amino acids.